AUGUCUGUGGUCAUAUUGCUCACGGUCAUUGCCGACAAAGUCCUAAACACCUCCCAUCUUCGUCUCUGCACGUUACCCCAAUUACACCCGGCUCAGAACUCUUCUCUGUCAAUCCCGCAUGCAUUUUGGCUUCAGAGGGCGAAGUCAGGCCUUCUGAGUGAAGGGAUCUCGCACAUCGGCCAGCUGUUCUUUGAUCAAUAUCUUAUCUCUCGGGUGGAGGCUACCUACCCGCACAAUACCAGCCCGGUCGAGAUCACCCAAGACGCAAACGAUCAUGUUGUCAAGGUUGAGACAGCGGACUCUGACUCUGAUCCGUUUUUCGAGCAUGCUCAUCUGGGCGACACUAUCGAGGAGUGUCUUUCUGAUUGGGUCACUCUGGGUAUAAUUGCCACGGCGAGCCAAGAUUCAGAUGCAACUUAUCCGGCCUCGUUGACCUCCACUUGCGGAGUGACCAACUUAGACAAUAAGUUUGGCAGAGGCGAUUUCUAA
Penicillium chermesinum is the source of this 489-nucleotide messenger RNA. RefSeq lists its product as uncharacterized. NCBI's taxonomy places the organism in Eukaryota, Fungi, Ascomycota, Eurotiomycetes, Eurotiales, Aspergillaceae. The record is from RefSeq and is a predicted model, not a curated record. The coding region runs from base 1 to 489 and encodes 162 amino acids. The transcript has 2 exons.